AUGCGCUGGCUGGGAGUCCUGACAGGGACAUUCAUAUCCCUAGCGAUGGCCACGAGAAUUCCCACUGACAGCCCACUAAAUGGUUAUGAGAUGCAUCUGAAACAACUGCUCCAGCGAAUUUUAUGGGCCGCCAAUGUGAAGAGAUGCUUUGGUGUCAUCACGGAUGAUCUGUAUUAUCCCAUCUAUGAUCGGUUACUCUUCGAAUCGGUGGGUCGUCAAGUAGUCCCAUACUUCAUGAUGCGGGUUAAUGCCAGUGAGGAUCUCCAGCGGCCUCCUAAGCAAGUUGAGCUCUUCGUGAAGGCCCUUAAAUCCAGCGAUUGCGAGCUAAAUCUGAUCACCAUUCUCAACGGCUGGCAGGUUCAACGAUUUCUGAGAUACAUUUACCAGAAUAGAUCUCUGAAUAUGCAGAAAAAGUUCAUCUUGCUGCACGAUUCUAGACUUUUCGAGCGGGAUAUGAUCCAUCUGUGGAGUGUUUUCGUGGGCACAGUUUUUCUCAAGAGACAUUUGGAUAACAAAUUCACCAUUUCAACUAUUGCCUUUCCAGGCAUUUUGAGUGGUGUUCUGGUUUUGAAGAAUAUCGCCAAUUGGGAAUCGGGAAAAAGUGUCAAUGGAAGGGUUUUGUUCGCUGACAAGACAAGUGAUUUAUACGGAGCCUCGAUACCCGUGGCCAUAUCCGAGCACGUGCCCAUGGUUUUGUGGCUGAAUACGACAAACAGCUUCCAAGGAGUUGAAGUGGAGAUUAUGAAUGCCCUGGGCAGGGCGUUGAACUUCAAACCCGUUUACUACAGACCCAACCAAAGUGAAAAUAUGGACUGGGAGCUGGAGAAUGGCUAUGGAAAUGGUAAUCCUGAUGGAUACGUGCAGAAUGAAACCCGCAUUGACUCCAUGCUUAUAGAGGAGGUGGCUGCUCACAGUGCCCGUUUCGCCAUUGGGGAUUUGCAUCAGUUCCAGGUGUAUUUGCAGUUGGUAGAGCUAAGUUUGCCGCACAAUUUCGAAUGCCUGACCUUUCUCACACCCGAAUCCUCGACGGACAACUCAUGGCAGACCUUUAUCCUGCCCUUCAGCGGUGCAAUGUGGGCGGGUGUUCUACUCUCACUUUUCAUAGUGGGCACUGUUUUUUAUGCCAUUAGUUUCCUCAAUGCCAUUAUCAAUAGCAACGUUUCCUCGGGAUUCUUUCGCUGUCUUCGACGAAACCGUGGAAUUGCCUUGGAUCUGAAAACCUAUCGCCGAAUUAGUUUCCGCAUCGCCAUUAGUCGCUAUCGUCCUUCGAAGGAAUCUCGGAGUCCUCGCGAUCUUUUCGACGACUACACUAAUUGCAUCCUGCUCACGUACAGUAUGCUCCUAUAUGUGGCUUUACCCCGAAUGCCUCGAAAUUGGCCUUUGAGGGUAUUGACUGGAUGGUACUGGAUCUACUGCAUCCUUUUGGUGGCCACUUAUAGAGCCAGCUUUACAGCCAUUUUGGCCAAUCCAGCAGCUAGAAUAACUAUUGACACCCUGGAGGAUUUACUUGCCUCUCACAUUCCACCCUCUGCUGGAGUAACCGAAAAUAGGCAAUUUUUCUUAGAUGCCACCGAUGAGAUUGCUCGAAAAGUGGGCGAUAAGAUGGAGGUGAUUGGACAAAGCGAUGAUCUGACCACUCGAAUAGCCAAAGGUCAAUGCGCUUUCUACGACAACGAGUUCUAUUUGCGAUAUCUACGAGUAGCAGACGAUACUGGAUCCGGAGUAGGAUCGGCUUUACAUAUAAUGAAGGAAUGUGUGGUCUAUAUGCCCGUAGUGCUGGCAAUGGAGAAAAACUCGGCCCUGAAACAACGAAUUGAUAGCUCCAUUCAACAUCUGGCAGAGGGUGGUCUGAUAUCUAAGUGGCUCAAGGAUGCCAUACAGCAUCUGCCGGCGGAGGCUCCUGCUCAACAGGAGGCUCUUAUGAAUAUUCAGAAGUUCUGGAGUUCCUUUGUGGCUUUGAUUAUUGGCUAUGUGAUCUCAAUACUAACACUUUUUGCUGAACGCUGGCAUUUCAAGCACAUCAUCAUGAAGCAUCCAAUGUAUGAUGUCUACAACCCGGGGUUAUAUUAUAAAUUUAAAAGGAUAUAUCCCGAGCAAUAA
Messenger RNA from Drosophila rhopaloa, 2100 nucleotides. RefSeq lists its product as uncharacterized. The transcript is spliced from 7 exons. Gene Ontology annotation, molecular function: ligand-gated monoatomic ion channel activity. The record is from RefSeq and is a predicted model, not a curated record. The coding region runs from base 1 to 2100 and encodes 699 amino acids. NCBI's taxonomy places the organism in Eukaryota, Metazoa, Arthropoda, Insecta, Diptera, Drosophilidae. Gene Ontology annotation, cellular component: membrane.